Molecule: messenger RNA, 2413 nt
Organism: Cimex lectularius (bed bug)
Lineage: Eukaryota; Metazoa; Arthropoda; Insecta; Hemiptera; Cimicidae
Product: DAZ-associated protein 2-like
Exons: 5
Coding region: 165-713 (182 amino acids)
Source: RefSeq, a predicted model, not a curated record
UCCGUCGUUCCAGAGCUCUACCUCGGCUGUGGACUCCAUUUCUGAGACUGAUCGAUGUUAAGUUCUCCUGGCAUUUAAAUUGAGUUUUCUACCAUUUCAAUACAGUGUCUCUGCGAAUUGUGAUAUUUUAAGUAUUUAAUUAGGCCCCUUAUCUAUAUUGAGCCAUGUCAGAGAAAAAAGGUUACCCCGCUGCUCCUCAAGCCCCAGCAGGCUAUGUUCCUGCUCCUCCUCACCCAGCAGCAGCUGCUUAUGCAGCUAGCUCGCCUGUUGCUGCAGCUACAGGCUCUCCUUAUGCUGUUUACCAGCAGCUCUAUCCAGGUCAAGCACCACCUCCAUACGAUCAGCAAAUCCCAGCAAUAAUGGCAGCUCAACAGAUGUAUCCACAAGUUGGUGUAGGAACGACUAUGUACAGCCAAGCAGCCAGCCCAGCCGGUUAUUACGCUUCUGCAUUCACUCCGAUGCACGCUUACUACCACCCAUUGGCCUACACUUACCCUCAGCCUCAGCUCAGGCCAACAAUAAUGAUUCCAAACAGUUACGAUGGAGGUGCUAGAUUCGAUGGUAUCGCUGCUCCGGUUGUCCCCGGUCCGCCUCCAGGCGUACCUCCGACACCCGCCCAGCUCGCUGCAAUGGCCGGUCACAACAUAACUCUAACUCAGAAAAAAGGCGCCUUUCUAACUGGUAGCAGUGAUGGAGGAUAUACAUUUUGGUAGUACUGCUAUUAGGUAAUUAAAGAAUGAGUCAGAAAUUUGGUCAUAUUCUAGAUUUCCUGCUCAGUUUCUGCUAUUUCCAUACUCAAAGAGGGCUCAACAUUCUUUAAAAUUUUGAAGUUCACAAGAAAAAAUAAUUUAAAAAAACAACGCACGAGGCAAUAUUUAUAAAUACUCCUUUUCUAGGUCCAAAGUUGUUGAAUUAUAUCGAAAAAAAUCUUAUGACUUGGCAAGCUAGAAAACUAUUCUGAAUUUAAAAAGUAAAAAUACACUGGAGAUAAAAAUUAAUAAAAUAUAAAUAAUUAACUUAAUUAAAGAAAAAAAAAAAAAAGCUUGGAAGACAAAACCAUUUUUUACUCAAAUAGCUGUCAAGUUGUCAUGGUUUAUUUCCUUGUUGUUAUUUCUGGGACGACAAGAGCAAUCUCAAAUUAACUGUGAUAUGACAGAAGUUGAGAAGUAGAUAAUAAAUGUUGCCUAUGAUUGAAAAUUAAAAAUAAAAAAACUCAUGGGCAUUUUAUGACAGUUGUUUUGUUGGCUAGUUCUCUAUUUAUCUUUAUUGCUUUGUUUUUGUUUAUUUCUAUUCGAGAUAUUAUUUUCUAUGAACGUUAUAUUAAAAAGAAAAUUCAAAUUUUGAAACCUUUGAUGGUCAUUCAUAAUUUUGCCUAUUAAUGUUAUAUCCUGCAAAUAUAUUUUUUCUAAUUCAUUUUCCUUAAACAAUCAUCAAGCAAUUUAACAGGAAAAUAAUUGUAUUGCGGUGUAUUUUUUAGGUAUAGAAAAUAAAUUACAUUCUAUAUCGCUUUAACAAAUGAAGGAUAAAGUACAAACUAUAGCUGGAAAUUAGCUAAGUAUUAAGUUUAAUUAUUAUGGGUGAUAAUUAUGUAAAGGAGAGUAGUACAACUUGCAUAAGUUAUUCCCAAAUUUCAAAUUUAAAUUUAGAAUGGGACAUAUUACAAAUUUUGAUAGUUCACGGUACAAAUUUUAGUUAAAUACUAUUUCAGUCAUAAACGUGUUAUAUUAGAUUUCAAUCUAGUCUUUUCUUUUUUUUAAUUAAUGAUGGUUGAUAUUUAACAUUGAAUAUCUAGUUUGAAAGUAACAAUUUAUCUUGAAUUUUUUAUUUGUCACAUUUAUAUAAAGCGACUAGCCAAAUUAAUUUAUGUUGUAAUUGUAGCCAAAAAUUGCCUUAAAUCUGGUAUAUGUAUAGAGAAUAAUUUGCUUCUUGUAAUAGAAAAUUGAAAAAUGCCAUUCAGUUAAUUUUGACAGAAUUUUAAUAACAAUUUAAAAAAUAAUAAUAGAUCAUUUUUCUUACAACUAACUUCCUCUUGGUGGUUGAAUUUCUGCUUAAAUUUUCCUAUAACUUAGUUGGCAGUAUUACUACAAAAUUUCUUUGCACUAUUGUUAUCCACAAUUGUGGCUUUUAUACAUUUUAAAGAAUAAUGAUAACUUACAUAUUAAAAAAUUAUAUUUAAAAAAAUGUAUUUCUUAAAUUUCUUUCUCUUAUUUAUGAGACAGGUGAAAAUUAUGUAGGGUGAAAAACAACUUUGGCAAAUUAUUAAGACGUUUAACUUUAAUUUUAAUGUAAAAGAACAUGCUUAUAAAGGUCUGUGAAAUUUCAAGAUAAAACAGUUUUAAAAAAAAAUCUUAAUGAUGACCAUGUAUACUGAUCAAUAGGCACAAAAAAAUUAAUAAAAUGUUUAAAAAUCCAA